This is a messenger RNA of Blumeria graminis f. sp. triticale, 1341 nucleotides long. NCBI's taxonomy places the organism in Eukaryota, Fungi, Ascomycota, Leotiomycetes, Helotiales, Erysiphaceae. The record is from the annotation of a GenBank genome assembly.
AUGUCUGCUCCAGCUAUUAAGUACAAGGUCGCAGAUCUAUCCCUUGCUGCCUUUGGUCGCAAAGAAAUAGAACUCGCCGAGAAUGAAAUGCCGGGUCUCAUGGCCACCCGGGCCAAAUACGCAGGUGACCAACCUCUGAAGGGUGCCCGCAUUGCUGGCUGUCUGCAUAUGACAAUUCAAACAGCCGUGCUUAUUGAGACUCUCACAUCCCUAGGUGCUGAGGUGACCUGGUCAUCUUGCAAUAUUUUUAGCACUCAGGAUCAUGCUGCCGCUGCAAUUGCUGCUGUUGGAAUCCCUGUCUUUGCGUGGAAAGGUGAAACCGAAGAAGAAUAUCAGUGGUGCUUGGAACAGCAAUUGUUGGCAUUUAAAGAUGGAAACACCCUCAACUUAAUUCUCGAUGACGGCGGUGACUUAACAGCUCUUGUUCACAAGAAGUACCCAGAGAUGCUCAAGGGAUGUUUUGGUGUAUCUGAAGAGACCACUACUGGUGUUCACCAUCUUUACAAGAUGUUGAAAAACAAAACUCUCCUUGUUCCUGCUGUUAACGUCAAUGACUCCGUCACCAAGUCUAAGUUUGACAACUUAUAUGGUUGCCGCGAGUCGCUCAUUGAUGGAAUCAAACGCGCAACCGAUGUCAUGAUCGCAGGAAAGAUUGCUGUUGUCGCUGGUUUCGGUGAUGUAGGAAAAGGAUGCGCUAUGGCUCUCCAGGGAAUGGGUGCUCGUGUCUUGGUCACAGAGGUUGACCCGAUUAACGCCCUCCAGGCUGCUGUAUCCGGUUUCCAAGUCACCACAAUGGAGAAAGCUGCUAGUGAAGCUCAAAUAUUUGUGACGACUACAGGUUGCCGUGAUAUUUUGGUUGGAAAGCAUUUCGAAGCUAUGCCUAACGAUGCAAUCGUCUGCAAUAUCGGCCACUUCGAUAUUGAAAUUGAUGUUGCUUGGUUAAAGGCCAACGCACAGAGUGUACAAAAUAUCAAGCCACAAGUUGAUCGAUUCUUGAUGAAAAACGGUCGCCACAUUAUUCUUCUUGCUGAGGGUCGCCUCGUGAACUUAGGAUGCGCGACCGGCCAUUCUUCUUUCGUCAUGUCAUGCUCUUUCACAAACCAAGUUCUAGCACAAAUUCUUCUAUUCAAAGCCGAGGACCCCGUAUUCGGCAAAAAAUACGUUGAAUUCGGCAAGACCCAAAAGCUAGAAGUUGGUGUAUAUGUCCUUCCUAAGAUUUUGGAUGAAACUGUAGCUUUACUUCACUUAGCUCACGUCAACGCUGAGCUUUCAAAGCUCACUCACGUUCAAGCUGAAUAUCUCGGCCUUGAUAUCGAAGGUCCAUACAAACCAGACUUGUAA